Messenger RNA from Ichthyophthirius multifiliis, 822 nucleotides. Its product is annotated as WD repeat protein. The record is from RefSeq and is a predicted model, not a curated record. Gene Ontology annotation, molecular function: structural molecule activity; protein binding. The transcript has 5 exons. Gene Ontology annotation, biological process: COPII-coated vesicle budding; protein import into nucleus. Gene Ontology annotation, cellular component: COPII vesicle coat; nuclear pore outer ring. The annotation marks the transcript as partial. Lineage: Eukaryota; Ciliophora; Oligohymenophorea; Hymenostomatida.
AUGAAAUAAUACAAUAAACAUUAAGGACCUAUUUGGAAAAUAAAUUGGGCUCACCCUCAUUUUGGCAAUAUAUUAGCAUCAUGUUCAUAUGAUAAGAGCGUAUAUUAUAUAAUCAAAAUAAUAAAAGUAAAUAAAUAAAAAAAGGUUGCAAUCCAUAAAGAAAGAUAAACAUAGAAUUAACCAAAAGUAUGGGAAACAGUAUGGAAAAGAGAAUAUGAAGGGUCAAUAAAUUAUUUAUAAUUCUCACCUUAUGAAUGCGGUUUUAACUUAGCUUGUGGAUCAUCAGCUGGAAAAGUAUACAUAAUAACAUUAAGACAAUAAGAUGGAUAAUUAUAAGAUUUUUAGUUUUAAGCUCAUGAAGUAGGUAUAAAUUGUUUAUGUUGGGAACCUUAUAAACCUGAUGAAAAUUUAACAUUUGAUUUAGUAGAAAGAUAAAUUAAUAAUUUAACAAAAUUAAUAACCGGAAGUGUCGAUAAAAGUUUAAAAAUUUGGAGUUUACAUAUAUAAAACGGAUAAUUAUAAUAAAAUUUAAUUUACGAAAUUAAAGGAAUACAUGGGGAUUGGAUUAGAGAUAUUGCCUGGUCUCCUGAUUCUUCUAAUUAAUAUGAUAUAAUAGCUAGUUGUUCAGAAGAUUCUAUUGUCAUUAUUUCUAAACUUUAAUGGGAUUAAAAUAAUAGAUAAUAUGUUAAUAUUGAAAAUAGAAUUAUUGAUUUUGUGAAAUUCGAUGGGCCAACAUGGAGAUUAAAUUGGAAUUUUGAUGGUAGUAUGCUAUCUAUAUCUACUGCUAUUUAAAAUAAUAAUAAUUAAUUAGUUGUUAUUUAG